ACAAUAGGACACACACUGCCUUCGAACUGCAACAGGUAUAUAAAGGUAGACCAGAAGCUUAGAACGACGCAUUUGAGCCACAUCAACAGCUGACAGACUGACACCAUGGGCAGAGUCAUCUUCUACGAAGACAGGAACUUUCAGGGUCGCUCUUAUGAGUGUAAUAGCGACUGUGCUGAUAUGUCCUCCUAUCUGAGCCGCUGUCACUCAUGCAGGAUCGAGAAUGGAUGCUUCAUGAUGUACGACCGUCCUAACUACAUGGGAAACCAGUAUUUCUUUAAGAGGGGCGAGUACGCCGAUUACAUGUCUAUGUUCGGAAUGAAUGACUGCAUCAGAUCCUGUCGUAUGAUCCCUAUGCACAGAGGAUCCUACAGAAUGAGGAUCUAUGAGAGGGAGAACUUCAUGGGUCAGAUGUACGAGAUGAUGGACGACUGUGACAACAUCAUGGACCGCUACCGCAUGUCUCAAUGUCAGUCCUGUCAUGUGAUGGACGGUCACUGGCUCAUGUAUGAGCAGCCUCACUACAGAGGCAGGAUGUGGUACGUCAGGCCUGGAGAGUACAGGAACUUCAGCAAUAUGGGUGGCAUGAGAUUCAUGAGCAUGAGACGUAUCAUGGAUUCCUGGUACUAAUGUAAAAACAGGUUUAAGUUGCAAUAACAGAACUGCAAUAAAAUUUUCUUUAGAAACUGACAACGUGUGAAAACUUAUUU
Molecule: messenger RNA, 710 nt
Organism: Misgurnus anguillicaudatus (oriental weatherfish)
Lineage: Eukaryota; Metazoa; Chordata; Actinopteri; Cypriniformes; Cobitidae
Product: gamma-crystallin M2-like
Biological process (GO): visual perception; lens development in camera-type eye
Molecular function (GO): structural constituent of eye lens
Source: RefSeq, a predicted model, not a curated record